Messenger RNA from Aegilops tauschii subsp. strangulata, 1771 nucleotides. RefSeq names its product vacuolar-processing enzyme beta-isozyme 1-like. Gene Ontology annotation, biological process: vacuolar protein processing. Gene Ontology annotation, molecular function: cysteine-type endopeptidase activity. The record is from RefSeq and is a predicted model, not a curated record. Lineage: Eukaryota; Viridiplantae; Streptophyta; Magnoliopsida; Poales; Poaceae.
UUCCUCUCUAGCACUCUAGCACACGCAUGCACAUGAUGAACUCGAGGGUGGCGAUGGCUGCGUGGUGGGUUUGUGGACUCCUCCCGCUCCUGGCGAUGGCCGCAGCCGCCGCGGACGGGGUGAAGGGGAACCCGGAGCCGCUGAUCCGGCUGCCGACGGAGAACGGGCAUGCCCCUGCCCCUGCGCCUGGCCCUGCCGCGUCAGCGCCGGGUGAAGAGGUGACGAAGUGGGCCGUGCUUGUUGCCGGCUCCUCCGGCUACGAGAACUACCGGCACCAGGCCGAUGUGUGCCACGCGUACCAGAUCCUGAAGAAGGGGGGACUCAAGGAUGAGAACAUAGUGGUUUUCAUGUACGAUGAUAUCGCCAACAGCCCUGAAAACCCAAGGCGUGGGGUCGUCAUCAACCAUCCCAAAGGCAAAGAUGUUUACCAUGGUGUUCCCAAGGACUACACCGGUGAGCAGGUCACUGCUAAGAACUUGUAUGCGGUUCUCCUGGGGAACAAAACCGCGGUCACCGGAGGGAGUAGGAAGGUGAUAAACAGCAAGCCGAAUGAUCACAUCUUCAUCUACUACACGGAUCAUGGGGGCGCUGGUUCACUUGGUAUGCCCAACGUGCCAUUUGUUUAUGCUGGCGACUUCAUCAAAGUGUUACGGCAAAAGCAUGCUUCCAAAAGCUAUUCGAAAAUGAUCAUAUAUGUUGAAGCGUGUGAGAGUGGCAGCAUCUUUGAGGGUUUAAUGCCACAAGAUCACAAUAUUUAUGUUACAACAGCAGCAAAUGCCCAAGAAAGUAGCUGGGCAGCAUACUGCCCUGGGAUGGAAACACCACCUCCUUCUGAAUAUAAGACCUGUUUAGGUGACGCAUACAGUGUUUCUUGGAUGGAAGACAGUGAAACUCACAAUCUAAAGAAGGAAAGCAUCAAGCAGCAGUACGAGGUGGUGAAAGCGAGAACGGCACCCCGAAAUGAGUCCAGUAUAGGUUCGCAUGUCAUGGAGUAUGGUGACAGGACUUUCAAGGAUGAGAUGCUUUUCCUCUAUCAAGGUUUCGAUCCUGCAAAGUCAAGCAUCACCAAAAGGCAGCUGCUUAUGCCCAGCCUGAAGGGUGCAAUCAAUCAAAGAGACGCCGAUAUUCUUUUCAUGUGGAAUAAGUAUGAGCAGUUAGAUGGGGGAUCGGAAGAGAAGCUGAGGGCUCUCAGGAAGAUCAGAGAAACCGUGUUCCACAGGAAGCAUCUCGACAGCAGUAUCGAUUUCAUCGGGAAGCUUGUCUUUGGAUUCGAAAAGGGUCCUUCAGUGCUUGACGCUGCUAGAGGCUCUGGCCAGCCAUUGGUCGACGAUUGGGAUUGUCUGAAGACGAUGGUGCGAGUUUUCGAGUCCCAGUGCGGAUCACUCACUCAGUACGGCAUGAAGCACAUGAGGGCGUUCGCCAACAUAUGCAACAAUGGCGUCUCCGAGGCCGAGAUGAAGGAGGCAAGCAUCAGCGCUUGCGACGAUUACGACAUGGGGAAGUGGAGCCCGCUGGUUCGAGGGCACAGCGCCUGAUCCGCUGCACUGCAGUACAUGGGAGCAGUAUCAAAUGCUCCAGAGGUUCCUAGCUGGACCUCAUAUAUGGUGUACAUACAUACAUACAUAAUACAUUGGUAUACGUACAAGAAAACACCCAACAAUGGCGCCCCAUGUGGUGUUGGGUUAAUCAGUAGUUUAUGGUCGUGCUCGUGCCUUUGUAAGUCAAAUUUGACUGCAAUCAAUUGAAAGGCAAUGAUUAUUAUGUAGCAAAA